Messenger RNA from Moneuplotes crassus, 1034 nucleotides. The record is from the annotation of a GenBank genome assembly. NCBI's taxonomy places the organism in Eukaryota, Ciliophora, Spirotrichea, Euplotida, Euplotidae.
UUAACCGAAUUUAUGAAGGGAAAAUUUGUACCUCUGGCAACAUUUACACAGAGAAGAAGGAAAACUAUAGUCAUUUCGAAGAUGAAGACGAAGUUUUGAGGGGGUAAAGAGCUAAAUCGAGCUAAAAAAGCUUCAUUAUCAAACCCCCUUCAUCUUUCCAUACUAACUCCUGACCAAGCCUCUGAGGUAUCCCAGGAGGAGACCAAGGGCUUUCAUUUUACUAUGGGUCCUAGUCUCCUAGAGAAAAAGAGAAUGAAAAUGGAAGCCAAAGGCAAAAGAAGACCCAAAUUAAAACUUAAAACUCGGAUUAAAUAAAUUCCCUCUGGUGCAGAAGCAGAACCGUGAACUCAGCACAGUAUCUGAGAAGAACCUUGAUUUAAAAUAUUCUAACAUUAAAUAAAAGGAAUCGAAAUGCAACUCAAAGGAUCAAGACCCGGUGUCCAAAAAGCUUAACUUUUAAGUUGAAACUACAAAAAACCAAGACUAAACGCUUCAAACAAACUAAGAAGGCAGCCAUUCUAAGAAAGAGGCCCAUACAGUUAGAUCACUCAAGGCCUGAGAGCUCAACUGAUUCAAGGAAAGAAAAAUUCCACUUAGGUCGAGAUGGCCAGAAUCAAUUCAAAGCUAACAAGGCACUCUUUACUAUCACAGCAAGAUCCAGACACCACGAAAAGGGAAGAAGGCUAGGCAGAAGUCUGAGGAAUUCCAUUUCAAUUUAUGACUCUAGUUGAGAGCUCCAGAAGGAGUUUGAUACCAUAAAAACAGGCUUCCGAACAGAAAGAGGGUCUCUUCGAAAGUCUUGGCAACUACAGCGUAAUGAGUAACUUCCUGUCUCCAUCAUAUAGGCUGAAACAGAUACUCAGGACAGAUAUCUCCAGUAAGAAAAGGCUGUGUAUAAACUUUGCUAAAACGCUGACUUCUAAGUACUGUGACACAGGUGGGAAGUUCCUUAAUGCCUCAAGUGAUAUGUUCGAUAAGAUUAUGAAGGAGGCUGAGAAAAUAGAUUGUAUUGAUAUCUAGCCAAUUUCAACUUU